This is a messenger RNA of Gallus gallus (chicken), 6224 nucleotides long. RefSeq names its product syntaxin 11 (gene STX11). Gene Ontology annotation, molecular function: SNARE binding; SNAP receptor activity. The transcript has 5 exons. NCBI's taxonomy places the organism in Eukaryota, Metazoa, Chordata, Aves, Galliformes, Phasianidae. The record is from RefSeq and is a predicted model, not a curated record. Bases 651 to 1517 code for a protein of 288 amino acids. Gene Ontology annotation, biological process: synaptic vesicle fusion to presynaptic active zone membrane; exocytosis; intracellular protein transport. Gene Ontology annotation, cellular component: SNARE complex; plasma membrane; synaptic vesicle.
GGCGGUGACUGUGGCUUCAGGGGCGGUGCGUUUGGUGCUGGAGGUGAGUGCUGCGCGGGGCGGGAGGAGGGACGGCGCCUUCCGCGCUGCCGAGCUGUUCUCGGUGUCUCGCUCAGCAUUGGGCUCGGGGGUGUGAAGAGCGCUCUUCAGUUUGGCUUUGCCUGAGAGUAAAGGAAACGGCCCCGUGUGAGCCGAGAGGGGCGUGUGAGCUCGGCGGCAGGUUGUGGGCUGGAGACCGGAGGUGCUUGGUUCUAUCUGUGGCUGUGGUCGCCUUUAAGGGGCAGAAGGGCAUCUCUGGGUUGCUGACACGAUCAGAGGAACGAGGGCGUUCUCAAAACGCACCUCCUCGUCCGGUCUCAGCGCUGCAGUCUGCCUCGCCCGUCCUCCUGCCUCGUGGUGCGGCCGUGGGCAGCGCCGAGCGGGCUGACGGCGCUUGGCUUCGUACGCGAGAGGUUUGGAUUCUACUUGAUCACGGAGAUCGUAAGAGAUGCUACACAUGUCUUUAGAGAUGGACUUCUCAUGAGUGGCCUGGAUCCAUGUGUUCAUUCACCAAUGUCCAGCUUGUUACUUUGGGAUCUUACUUGGUCAAGUGUUUGAGACCAGAAGCAGUGGCUGAAGUCCGGUGCUGACUUCCGAAUUUACAAGGCAGGAUGAAAGACCGGCUAAAUGAGAUGCGUGAACUUGCCAGGUUGCACAACCAGGAGUUUUCUUACAGUGAGGAUGAUGAAAAUUCACCCCGUGACAUUCUCCUUUAUGAGACUGAUUAUGCCUUGGAAACUCUUCACAAGGACAUAGAGAACAUCCGGACUGAAAAUAACCUCCUAAAAGAGGAUGUCAAGCGACUAAAAAAGCAAAACAACCGCUUCCUUACUUCCAUGCGUCGUCUUAGUAGCAUUAAACGAGAUACUAAUGGUAUUGCCAGAGACAUCAAGGCCCGUGGAGAAAGCAUCCACAGGAAACUCCAAAUAAUGAGAGAUUUCUGCGAAGAUGCAAUAACAAAAUAUGGGGUGAUGUCUGUCAUUGCCAGGGUAGCAAAGAACCAUUAUGUUGACCUUAUGCAUGCCUUUCAGGAAGCAAUGUUUGAAUACAAUGCAACAGAGAUGAACCAACGGGAGAACUGCAAGAUCCGAAUUCAGCGUCAGCUAGAAAUCAUGGGUAAAGAUGUUUCUAGCAACCAGAUUGAGGAGAUGAUUGAGCAAGGCAGAUGGGAUGUCUUCUCCGAGAAUCUCUUGUCGGAUGUGAAGGGAGCUCGCUCAGCCUUGAACGAGAUAGAGACACGUCAUAAGGAGCUGGUGAAAUUAGAAGGUCGUAUUAAGGAGGUUCACGAGCUCUUUCUGCAGGUGGCCCUGCUAGUGGAAGAACAGGCAGACACCUUUGAUGUCAUUGAGAUAAAUGUGCAAAAUGUUGAGGACUACGUAGGAGAAUCCAAGGAGCAAAUUAAAAAAGCAUUGGAAUACAGAAGAAAACACCCUCUCAUGACAAUCCUCUGCUGCUGCUUUUCGUAUUGCAGAAGGUGAUUAUCCUUCUGAAGCUAUCACGGACCAACUUGAAUGUUUUCAAAAUCAGAUAUUCUUUUCAAUGGUUUUUCUUUAAUGACAACCCCUGUAAUUGUGGGAGCUGUUGUGCAGUUUGUUUUGUUUGGUAACACGUUCCUAAAUGUGCUGAAAAAUUGUCUAUUUAUGGCCUACUGGAAGCGUUGAUAAAACUUUUCAACUGUUUUUAAUUGAAAUGCACUCUCUUACUGUAACUGGAGGUGCAAGUACUUAUAAGAUCUCUGUGCAAUGAUACUUGUUCCAGUCAAGAAAGAGGAAUGAAGGAUAGGCUAAGAGCCUAGGGAAAAUGACAGAUUUCAAAAAGCUAUUUUGUUCUUAUGAGUCAAAGUGGUCUGCAGGCAGUACAUGCUUAAUGCCUGUGGUGACAGAAUACACCACAGAAUGAGGAGGUUGGAAUUCUAACUAGUUUGGAGCCUGCUUGAUGCAAAUACUUCAAGAGAUUUUUGCUCUGCUUGUGCAACAAAAUACUGAGUCUGUUACCAGGAGCAGGAUGCAAAACUAGUUUGUUUCAACUUUAUUUCCAUCUGUCACUGGUCUUAACAGAAGUAAGCUGCACCUUGAAGCAUAAUAGUAACUUGAAGCAUAAUAAUAACUCUCUAUAUCUACUUGAAGGGAGGUUGUAGUGAGCUGGGGGUCAGCCUCUUCUCUCGGGUGACUAGUGAUAGGACUAGAGGGAAUGGCUUCAAGCUGCGCCAGGGAAGGUUCAGGCUGGACGUUAGGAAAUACUUCUCUGAAAGGGUGGUCAGGCACUGGAAUGGGCUGCCCAGAGAGGUGGUGGAGUCACCGACCCUGGUGGUGUUCAAAGAGCAUUUGGACGUUGUGUUGAGGGACAUGGUUUAGCGAGAACCAUUGGUGAAGGGUGAAUGGUUGGACUGGAUGAUCCUGUGGGUCUUUUCCAACCUUAGCGAUUCUAUGAUAGGCAUGUUUUGCUGUUUGUAUUCAGGUGAUUGUUUUUCUCCAUUUUGAGUACCCACAACUGCAACAUGGAGGCAUCACACUGACUCUUCAAAUUGUGUUACUGAAAAAUCUUAAUUUAAAAACUGCCAUGCUUUUAGGUUUCAAAUACGUGUUUCUGUCAAUUGACAUAUCAGACAGCAAAAGAGGUGUGUGCAGUGGCCCUCUGUAGAAGCACUUGUAAGAAGAUAACAGCUGGGAGGCAAAGAAAGCAUUUUAGUCUCCUGUUCUGGCACAUACACACAAGCAGUUUUAGUGGAAGGAUUAUCCCAUCAACAGACUUUUAAUAAGUAUUGAUUUUAAUUUGGAAAUUUUAUAUACAUAUUUAAUAGCAUGAAGGAUUAAAUUUAUUAACAUUCAGUUUUAAUGGUUUACAAAAGUUAAGGAUUUUCUCUCAUUGUUAGAAAAUCUCCUCUGGGGAAAGAAAAAUUCAGGCGUAUUCUUCAUAUUCUGCACCUGAAGAAUAACAACAUUUUUAUGUCAUUUCAGUACCCUUUUCAAGCUUAAAAAAAAUCUUUCCUUUUGCGUAAAAGGAGUCUGCCCAUAGUUGGUUUGACAGAUGAGGAGGGAAUAGAACAUUUGCAGCCCUGGAAACUACUGAGCAUUGUCAGUGAGAGAUGUAUUCAUAAGGUCUGGUGAGUGACUGUAGCUCCUACUUCUGGAAGUUUUCCAACUCUAAUAUUUCUGGGUGGCUUCCUGUUACACUGUGAUCUAUUGGUAGCCUUUGAAUUAAUGCAGGACAUUUUUUCAGAAGUUAGUGACUUUUUUUUUUUAAUUCUUGUCAUAUUUAUAGCUAUUUUAACAAACAUAUUUAAACAUUUCAAGUAUUUUGUAUUUAGGAUUUCUGCCUAAAUGUGUGUAGCCGUCUUCCCUCACCAAUCACAGUGAAGUUUUUCCCAUCUGAACUUUUUGCACACUAAUUUUAUAUGUUAAAAAAAAUACCCGAACAUUUUGUACUGUUUAUAUUGAUAUAUAACAUAAUAACAAAAGAAAUUCAGCUUCCAAGCUUUUAUAUCCUUUGGGGAAAUGCUUCUUUGCCGGAUAGACUUUUUACACAAAUAGAAGCUAAAUAGAUAACAGUUUUCAGAAACAGGAAAUCUCUUUAGCUGAAGCGCCUGUCUGUGGUAACAAGGAAGCAUGAAGAACACUGGUCUUCUAAACUAGAAGCUAUUUUGAUAUUCAGUGAUGUCUUGAUGAUAUCAGUAUUAUACUUGCCUGAGACUCUCUCAAACAACCCAGUAUUCAAACCUGAAGUGGGAGAAAAAAGAGCGGAGGUUGAGCUGGCACCAUUAUUUUACUGCUUUGGUGCUACUCAAGAAGACAGAAGUCAUUUACUCCAUAGGUAUUGACAUUCAAGUCAAUGGAACUGUGUUUGUAGAGAAACAUCCUAAAGAGCCAACAAUCAGAACGUGGAUGUAAAUCAAUGGGAAUUAAAAUACGUAUUUCAUUUUGUCCACAUAUUCUUAGCACUUAACAAUGCUUUUGAUAAAAAUAUGUACCUGCUUUUGAUAAAAAUAUGUACCUAUGGUUUCUUUUUUGCACACGUGUAUGUCCACAAAGGCAAUAAAAUAUUUAAUAAGAAAAACUGAAAAUGCAGAGUGUUGUGCAUUGAGUCAACAGCUCUGAAUAGUUGCUCACAUAGUCAGAGUUUUGUCUAAAAGCUUCUGGACUAAACUGUAAAUUAGUGAAAGAAGAUUAAUGUCUAAAAGAAUGUCCUCAGAAUGUUUGUUGCCAUGGUAAAUCAAAUAUAUUUCGUAUUGAAAUAGACUUAUUGUAAUUUUUCCUAUUAAAAACAUGAAGAAUUAGUUUCAUACAUUCUAAGAUGACUUUCCACUGCAAGAAAAAAUACAAAUUUAUUCUGGCAGUUCUGAAAGAUCUUGAUGAUUUUGUUAUUAGAAAUACAAAGCUUAUAUUCAGAUCUUCAGUCUGAUUUGAGGCACAGGGGAAUAGAGCAAAAGCAUGAGGAAAAAGAUAAUUAGAGUCCUUGCCUUGACUUCAAGCUGUUGCUGUGGGGAAGAAAAUAAGAAUCAUUGAAAUCAGCUUGGUACCCAUAAAACUAUCUCUCAGUUGCAUUGUGAAUUAGAGGCAUUUGAAAAGCUACUCCCAGUAACUAAAGAAAUAAUCAUCUUCCUUUCAAACUUGUUCAUUGCUUAAUACUAAAGGGUUGGGUUUUUUUUUCUUCUGUUGUUGUGUAAGAACUCCAUGAACUUGCCCAGUAACAGCCAAACAGGCGUCAGAAAAAAAAACAGAAACAAAAAACACACCACACUGAUUACACUACAGUUGCAAAGAGUAAUGCCACACAGGAUGAGUGGAAGAAGAUGAUAGAAGUAAAAGCCUGAUACUGUGUUAACAUACUACUAAGAGAAGCUGCAGAAUGGAUGACUUCAUGCUUGCUAAGGAGAGCUGCCUUCUCAAAGUCAACACAACUCUUACGGAGAUGCAAUUACCUCAAGGAUGCCAUAUGCCUUGACACGAGGCUGAGAAAUGACCUCGGCCUGGCCCAGAAGUUACCAUUUUCAGUGCAGCUGCUGUCUGAAGAGCAUCUGAUCUGCAAAGCAGAAUCUGUUCUGACAGAGGAUGCUUCUGGACACGUGUUAGAGUAACUGGCCACCAAAGCACGGCCUGACGCAUCAACAGAAUCAAGUUCCUCUUCCUCUCUACCAAGUAAGGCACGUGCAAAGCCUUCACAGGAAAAACAUUUUAUUUUGUCUCUCAGAAAUAAUUUCACACAUGAGCAGGAAAGAAAAUAACCUAGAUGACAUUUCUUUGCUGAGACGCCACCACACUGAACGUGGAACGCCACUAGCAAAUAACACAGCAUGGUAAAUGCCACUCGAGGAGUUGUUCUUUCAUCAGAGGACAUCAGUGCAUGAAUUAUAGAAUUAAGGAAAAAGAGGCUGUGUGCUUUACAUCUGCUCUCCAUGCAUGUCCCAUAACCUUGAGGAGCAUCUAAUCACUGAUAAAAAACCAACAGUCUUCAUGUUGAAGAGAUACAGAAGACCCAGAAUUCCAAGCUGCAGAUUCUGCUACAGGCCCAGUCCUUCCUGUAAGAGAUUUCCUUUGCAGGGAGCUUCACUCGGCCUUGUGGUGAAGCUGUGUUCCCUGCUUUCUGCCAUGACUUGCUGGAGCUCGUGCCAAUCUGGGAUUCUUCACCCUUUCCUGCUCUCAUGAAAUAACCGUAAAAUCUGCUGGCAACAAACAUGUCCCAACCCCAUCCUUCACGUUUCCAUGUAGAAAAGGAUAAUCUGCUUACUUAUUGGCCUCUGUUUUAAGUGAAGUGACAGAAUGGUGUAAUGUGAAUAUGGCUUUCAGCACUAGAGCUGACUGUGAUUUUCAUUUAAGGUUUUUAUUUUAUCAAGCAAGUAGUUUUCUUUCUUUGUUCUUCAUUAGUUUCCUUGUUAAAAUUUCGUGAAUUAUGCCUUUGCAAUUUGACAGUCUUAUGUGCUCUGGCCUUUAGUUAAAAUGGUAUUGCUUUCCAUUGGAUUCCAUUCUGUGAAUGAGUUGCCUUUCUAGAAAGGUCAUAGUCUAUAGGAUCCUUGCAUCAUUUUAUGAAGAAUUUGGUAAAUGUACAGUGGCUAAUGCUAGACACUGGAAUAAGAAAAGAGCAGCUUAUGAAGACAGUUGAGUGCUACUCUACAGAGUUAUGUAUUUGGCCACUGCAUAUGUGCUGUCAGACGAGGAAUCGGUAGAUUAAAACAGAUUUUUCAGAAGCAA